Molecule: messenger RNA, 1938 nt
Organism: Saccharomycopsis crataegensis
Lineage: Eukaryota; Fungi; Ascomycota; Saccharomycetes; Ascoideales; Saccharomycopsidaceae
Gene: CDC6
Product: AAA family ATPase CDC6
Exons: 1
Coding region: 1-1938 (645 amino acids)
Biological process (GO): mitotic DNA replication checkpoint signaling; DNA replication initiation; cell division
Cellular component (GO): nucleus
Molecular function (GO): ATP hydrolysis activity; DNA replication origin binding
Source: RefSeq, a predicted model, not a curated record
AUGGGGUUGAAAAGAAAAUCUAGCUCUUUGUCAGUUCAACCUGCCAAAAGACAAAAUUCCAAUAUUGCUAGCGGCCUUCUAUCACCUCCGCAAACUCCUUCGGUAUCGCGGCUUGCUGGCAAGGCUGUUAUGAUGCUGUCAUCUUUAUCCACAAUGGAAGCAACUCCUAGUUCUUUCGGUCUUCUAACCCCUUCAUAUGAGGAGCAUACCAUCACUGAAGAUGUUGAGGAUAAGGCAACUAUUGGUGAAAUGGAAUAUGCCAUACAAAACAAAGAGAACAUCCAUCCUGAGCUCUUUAGUGAGAAGGAAUUACAAUUGAUAAAAGAAGUUGAAGCUUUUGAUGAUAGGCACAACAUCAAGACACCUGAAACCAAUUCACUUAAAGACUCGGUAUAUACUAAGGCUAAAAAACUAUUUAGUAAAUGUGUUGAUAUUACCACAACCAGUUCCCAAAAAACAAAUUUCUGUCUCAUUGGCAGAGAAAAGGAAUAUUCUGCUAUCGAGUCGUUCCUCAUCAAAAACAUACAAAAUAAUGCCUCUGAUUUCCUCUACAUUUCUGGCCCACCAGGUUGUGGAAAGACUCAACAAGUGUCUUAUAUCUUGGACCGUUUAGUAUCUACUGGAACAGGUGAGCCUGGAAGAUCGUACUUUGAGAUCAGCUUCGAUGAUAAAGAGGUGAAAAAGAUCACCGUGACGAAAAUCAAUUGUAUGAGACUAUCGAAUUUGAAUGAGAUUUUCGAAGAAUUUUUGAAGAAUUUUGGGAUCAAUGCUAAAAAAAUUGGAACGUAUCCAAAAUACUUGGAACUUGAACAUGAAUUGCUGGCCAAAGAAUUGUUUACCUUGUUGAUUUCUGAAGAAGAAUUCUCUGACAAUAACGUCAUUAUCUUGGAUGAACUAGAUGCCGUCUUAAAUAAUUCGAAAUCGAAUGCGGACAAGCAGUUGGUAUUUGACUUUUUCUUGUUAGCAAAGCCAAAGAAGGAUGCUGAUACCAGACUAGUCUUGGUUGGUAUUGCUAAUGCUUUGAACUUGAUUGAUAAAAUUGCACCAAGAUUGAAACAUAAUGGUUUAAAGACUUCCAUGGUCCAAUUUUUGCCAUACACCACUGAUAAAAUUGUUGACAUAGUCAAGCAAAAACUUUUAUCAUUAUGCGAGAAUGAAAAACAACUCAAGCAGUUGAAAAAUCCAAAUGACUUCCCAAUAAUAAACUUCUCUGCUUUACAACUUUGUGCUAAAAAAACUGCUUCAAAUACUGGUGAUUUGAGAAAAGUUUUUGACAUUUUGUAUCGUUCCAUCGAAGCUGUUGAAACCAAUACAAGAAAACAGUAUUUGUCUAAUCCCGAAAAGCAAUUGCAUGAAUUUUAUUGUUUGACACCAACAGAUGCCCCUAAAGUCUCUAUUUCCCACAUUGCAAAAAUUUGCUCCACCUCAUUAAAUGGUAUUUCAUGUGUCAGCCGUUUGAAAACAAUCAAUCUUUACCAAUCCGUUAUUCUAAUUUGUCUUGCAAAAAUCGAACAACAGAAGAAUGAACAGUUAUUGGUUCAGAAACACAAAUCAAUACUUCAAGACUCAAAUACAAAUUCCCCCCAACUUUUAGGAUCAUCAUCAAUAAAGACAUUACCUGCAGCAACUAUGAGAAGACCUUCUGCUUUAAGAGCUUCAUCUUCAAUCAAGACCACUAUCAAUAUAACCGAAUUGUUUACCUUCUACAAGAAAACUGCUAGAAAAGAUAAAAAUAUUCCUUCGACGUUGACAAAGCCCGAAGUUACUGAAAUUUUAUCAACUCUUAAUACCAUUGGCCUAGUAAAUGUCUUGAACAAAGGUAGUCAUACCAAUAUCAAUUCUCAAACUGUCAUUAGCUGUUGUGGCGUUGGUUUGGGUGAUUUAAAUAAAUUUACAGACUCUAAGUUUGAAAUCUUAAAAAGCUUACUCAAAGUAUAA